This is a messenger RNA of Alternaria postmessia, 456 nucleotides long. RefSeq lists its product as uncharacterized. NCBI's taxonomy places the organism in Eukaryota, Fungi, Ascomycota, Dothideomycetes, Pleosporales, Pleosporaceae. Bases 1 to 456 code for a protein of 151 amino acids. The transcript is spliced from 3 exons. The record is from RefSeq and is a predicted model, not a curated record.
AUGACUUCUUCCUACCCUGCACAGUCCGUCACCAUGGAGGAUCCAGACCAAGGCUGGAAGCCAAACAACCGCCCUCAAUCCACGGUAGCGCGCAACUUCAUGUCAGAGCUCGACAGCCUCUUCAACCUGGACGGCGGUCUCGAGAACCUGGAUAAGACUGUCCUUGAGAAGAAGCAGGCAGUCACCACCCAGACCAAGGAGCUUGAAGCCCUCGAGGCAAGGCUCAAGGCCGCCGAAGAGCGCCUGAACCAGGCAAAGAGCAACUCUCCACCAGCGAAGCGGGACACGCACCGCGAACAAGACAACGCUCGGUUACAAGGGGCCGCCAGCCCCCUUGCCCAAAAGACCCAAAACAUGCCAGGUGCGCUACCAGAGACACCGACUCCUACAUCGACUACCAGUGCUGACUAUGUCCUGGUAGAGCGGCCACUUUCUGCCAAGCCUGAGACGGCAUAG